UAUCAGCUGUGUUGAGGGGCGGAGCUUCAGUGACGAGUCAGGAAGAGCUCCCCACGCGUGUUGGUCUGUGAUCUGUGAACGUGUCCGUGAGUGUAUUGAUGAUGUCAUCAGCAGAGGACACACAGAGCAGGAGACCUGUGAGCGCUCAACAGAGACGGGCCAGAAGGAAGCAGCAGGCAGAGAAGAGGAGGUUCAGCUCCUCUCAGGAGGAGAAGAGGAGCUCCUUCAAGCAGAGGAGACUCAGCGACACAGCAGAGGAGGAGCAGGAGGUGUCUGCACACGCUCAGACGGACAGGAGGACACCACAGAAGAAAAAGGAAACGGGAAGGAGCAACAUCAAGACUUCCUCUCUGUUCAAACACAACCCAGAGAUUCCUGAGAUCCACCGACCAGCCGUCUCUCAGGUGAACGAGAAGAUCUUCACCAGUGACUCAUUUUCAGAGCUCGACCUGCACCCACACCUGGUGGCAACACUGAACAAAGUCCUGAAUGUUUCUAUGGUGACCAAUGUGCAGAAACAGACGAUCCCUGCUCUUCUGUCAGGACGAGAUGCUGUUGUUCGUUCUCAGACCGGAUCGGGUAAGACCCUGUCCUACGCCGUCCCAGUGGUCCAGAGUCUUCAGGCGGUCCAGCCAAAGAUCUGCAGGUCUGACGGUCCUCUGGCUGUCGUCAUCGUCCCGACUAGAGAGCUCGCCCAGCAGACAUUUCUGACGUUCCAGAAGCUUGUGAAGCCGUUUUCCUGGAUCGUCCCAGGUGUCCUGAUGGGAGGAGAGAAGAGGAAAGCUGAGAAGGCCAGGCUCCGUAAAGGAAUCAACAUCCUGGUGUCCACUCCGGGACGUCUGGUGGAUCAUAUCAAACACACCCUGAGCAUCGCCUUCAGUGCUGUCCGCUGGCUCAUCCUGGACGAAGCUGAUCGGACGUUGGACCUGGGCUUUGAGAAGGAUCUGACCGUCAUCUUAAACAGCCUGAACUCUGCAGGGCCGAGCAGACAGAACGUCCUGCUGUCUGCCACACUGACACACGGUGUGGUUCGGUUAGCAGACGUGUGUCUUAAUGACCCAGUCAACAUCCAGGUGUCUGGCCCCGCCUCCUCUGACCUCACCAGCAGCCUUGCUGUGACCUCUGACCACAGCAGAGCCAGCCAAUCGGAGAGCUUUGCUGUCCCAGAGGCUCUGAAGCAGUUUGUGGUGGUGGUUCCCAGUAAGAUCCGACUGGUGUGUCUGGCUGCGUUCAUACUGGACAAGUGCAAGUUUUCUCAGAACAACAAACUAAUCGUCUUCGUCUCGAGCUGCGAGGUUGUCGAGUUCCUCCACUCUCUCUUCACCGCUGUCCUUCCCUCGACCAAUCAGAAGCCUCCCAUCAGCUGCCUGCGUCUCCAUGGCAAGAUGAAGCAGGAGGAGCGUUCGGAGGUGUUCCAGCAGUUCUCGGUGUCUCAGUCUGGAGUUCUGCUCUGUACCGACGUAGCAGCCAGAGGACUGGACCUUCCUCAGGUUACCUGGAUCGUUCAGUACACUCCUCCGACAGCAGUAGCAGAGUACGUUCACCGGGUCGGUCGGACGGCUCGUAUCGGAGGAAGAGGAAACAGUCUCAUCUUCCUCACUCCUGCUGAGACCGCCUUCAUCAACGAGCUGGCCAAUCACAACAUCAGCCUAUCAGAAAUAAAGCUGCAGGAGAUCCUGUCCAGUCUGAUGAUGGACGACACCUACAAGGGGCGGGGCAAAUACCACAGCAAGAGCUCGUCCCGGGCUCUGGAGCAGGAGACCCGAGAGCGAGCGACGGUUCUCCAGACGGAGUUUGAGAACUUUGUCCACUCGGACAUUCAGUCGGUCCAAACGGCUAAGAAAGCGCUGCAGUCCUUCCUGCGGGCCUACACCACCUACCCCGCCCACCUCAAACACAUCUUCCACAUCCGCUCGCUCCACCUGGGACACACCGCCAAGAGCUUCGGCCUGAGAGACGCUCCGCAGGGCCUGAGCGCCGCCACAGGCCCAUCAGGACCCGGGGCCAAGAACCACAGCAAGACUCAGAACCAGGCCAGGAGUCACAGCAAGAACCAGGACCAGACCAGGAGUCCAGUCAAGAACCAGAUCAAGAGCCGAGCUGGAGGAAAGAGGUUUUCUCCCGGUCAGAGGGAGCUCCGUCUGUUCCGCUCUGAGUUCUCCAGCGGGUUGGAGGGAGGAGACGCCAAGAAGAAGAAGAAGAAGAAGAAGACAAAUGGUCCGUCAGGAGAGGAGGAGUAACGAGGAGGUGACGACCUUCACACAGUCAUCGAUCACAGUCGGUGUUUUCCGUGACUCGUGCAUGUUGACGUCACUUCCAGGAGACUCGAAGGAUGUCUGUCAGUCCUGGAGGAGUCCUGGAGGAGUCCUGGAGGAGUCCUGGAGGAGUCCUGGAGAAUAUGAGUGUGUGUGUUCAGACAGAUUGAGGACGUUACAAACUUGGCUGACGAUGUGUCGGCCCGGAAGUGAACAUGUUGAUUCCACAUCCUGCUGUCUGUCACCUCACUUCCUGUUUGGACUCAUUGACAGUAACGCUUCAUGACAGGAGAGUUUUUUCUUUGACUCGGUUGUGGUUUGUCACUCAGUGAGUCUGAAACGAACAAGUUUGUUUGUAAAAACACUUUUUACAGUUCAGAAUGUGUUUUUGAAUAUAAACAUGUUUCUGAUUAAGAAAAGAUUAUUUUUCUUGUUAUUAAAAGUGAUAUUUUGUGUCUUAACUCGGA
Molecule: messenger RNA, 2722 nt
Organism: Acanthopagrus latus (yellowfin seabream)
Lineage: Eukaryota; Metazoa; Chordata; Actinopteri; Spariformes; Sparidae
Gene: ddx31
Product: DEAD (Asp-Glu-Ala-Asp) box polypeptide 31
Exons: 21
Coding region: 99-2240 (713 amino acids)
Biological process (GO): ribosome biogenesis
Cellular component (GO): nucleus
Molecular function (GO): nucleic acid binding; ATP binding
Source: RefSeq, a predicted model, not a curated record